Molecule: messenger RNA, 2820 nt
Organism: Anoplopoma fimbria (sablefish)
Lineage: Eukaryota; Metazoa; Chordata; Actinopteri; Perciformes; Anoplopomatidae
Product: von Willebrand factor A domain-containing protein 7-like
Exons: 16
Coding region: 1-2820 (939 amino acids)
Source: RefSeq, a predicted model, not a curated record
AUGUCUUGUCUGGCUGCGUUGUGCCUGCUUCUCCUGCAGACUGGAGCUUUUGGAUUUGGCCUCGAUAGAGGAGACUCUCUGAGUCAUCAAGCGAUCACUGAGAGAGCCAUCUUAAAUACCACUGCGCAGGUGUGCCGCGCUCUGGCCCUGGCGGGGGGCAAAGACUUCACUUUUCCGCGUUUGACUGCGGUGUCUGUUGCUGUUGCCUGUGAAGCGUCAAAAUCAUCCAGGAGCUUCCGCCAAACCAUAAAUUUAAUCCGAAAUAAGAAUAAGCGAGUAGAUUAUCGUCAUUUCUAUGACCCACACUAUCACUUUGACGAUGAGAAAUUUUCAGAGGGAAGAAAAAUCAUCACAGAAGGACUAUCGGUUCUUAAGGCCAGUAACAAGCUAAAGAACUUUGAGGCAGCGAGAGAAAAACUGGGAGAAAUCUUACACCCUUUACAGGACUUCUACAGUCAUAGUAACUGGGUGGAAAUGGAAAACAAUUUGCCAAACUCCAAUCUGAUCAGAGAAAACGCCAUCAUUGGUAACAUCGCAGCUGAAAGCAGAGCAACCUGCCGCAACUGUAUUGGAAACGACUGCACAAACAACAUUUUGGAAGAUAUCCUCCGGGAAAAGAUACUUACCUCGGGAUAUUUUAAUUUUGUGCCUUUAUUAGCGUCCAAACCACCAGGAAAAUGCAGCCAUGGAGAUAAAUUUGAUAGAACAAAAAAUAUAGAACCAACAGGUGGGAUCAAUAAAGACACUUUGACUUCCAGCCAUGGACACCUCCACAUGAAAGCAGCAAAUUUGGCGAUUGCUGCAACCAGUGAGCUACUGGAGGACAUUCGAGGGGCUGCUGGUGACAGACCAUUCCUCCAAAUGAUGGGAAUCUUCAAAGGGAACGCUCUUUGUUUCGUGAUCGACACGACAGGAAGCAUGAGCGAUGACAUUGCAGCAGUGAGGGAAGUCACUUCCUCUAUAAUCAACAGUAAAGUGGGAACAGAAGAUGAGCCCUCAGUUUACAUUCUUGUACCUUUCAACGAUCCAGGAUUUGGGCCGUUGACAAAGACUACUGACCCAGAAGUUUUCAGGAAUGCUAUUAAUUCACUAUCAGCAAACGGUGGAGGAGAUUUUCCAGAGUUGAGUCUUUCAGGGCUUCAGCUGGCUUUAACUGGUGCUCCACCUAAUUCUGAGAUUUUCCUCUUCACUGACGCAAGUGCUAAAGAUCAAUACCUGAAAAGCACAGUGAUCGCACUCAUAGAGCGGACCAAGUCAGUGGUGAACUUCAUGAUAACUAACUCACUGGGAUUGCGUCGUCGAAGACAAAGCAGUCGGAUGGUGUCAUCAGAUGCCCAGCUGUACAGAGACCUGGCUCAGGUGUCAGGAGGUCUUGCUAUUGAAGUCACAAAGAGUGAGCUCCCUGUGGCCACAAGCAUCAUAACAGAGUCAUCCAGCUCCUCUCUGGUGACCCUCCUGCAGGCAGCCAGGAGUCCAGGAAAGGCUGAAAACUUUACCUUCACGAUUGAUGAGUCAGUAAAAAAUCUCACAGUUUACAUCACUGGGAACUUAGUCACCUUUACUCUCAUCAGUCCAUCAGGUGUGUCUCAGGAAAACGAUGACACCACAGGAUCAUUGAUCACAGCAUCCCAGUCAGUGGGAAACUUCAAGACUCUGCAGCUAAAAACGCAACCUGGACUUUGGGAAAUUAAAAUGGUGUCAACAAAUCCCUACAUUCUGAAGGUCAUCGGUGAUAGUCCCAUUGACUUCCUGUUUGACUUUUUGGAGGUAUCGCAGGGCCCGUUAGGAGGUUUAGAUGUUGUAGACAAUCGUCCCAGAGCUGGUGUUAAUGGAAGCCUGAUGGUGACAAUAACCGGGAGUGACUCCACCACGGUGACCGAAGUCAUUCUGGUUGAAUCGUCGGGGUUAAGAGAGGUUAAUGGCAGUGUGGAGGCUCUGGGCGAAGGAGACUUCCUAGCUAAGUUUGACAGGAUACCAGCAGAGGAGUUUGUGGUGCUUGUGAAAGGGCAGAACAGAAAUCGUUCCCCAGGGAUCUUACAAAGGCAGUCCCCCACCACCACCAAAGCAUCUACUGUGACUGUUACUUCUCCUGAUUCAAAUAGCAUCUUGGUUCCAGGAAUACCCCUCUCAGUUCCCUUUUCUGUGAUGACAAGCGGUGCAGGUGGAAACUUCAACAUCCAAGCUACCAAUGACCAAGGUUUUAAUUCAAAUUUCCCGCCCAGUUUAUUUCUGGGAACUGGAGGCAGCGCUAAUGGUACAGUGAACCUCACAGCACCCUCUACCACCCCGUCUGGUACUGACGUCACCCUGACCAUUGAGGUCGAGGCUCCAGGGAGUGCAGACAUCAACUAUGUUGUGCUGCGCUUCACUGUCCUUGAAACGGUGACCGAUUUCACUGGGCCGGUGUGUGAGCUGCUCAGCCUGCAGUCCAACUGCUCUGACAUCUGCAGCGUAGCGAUGUGGGAGCUCUCUGUUCAGGUGACUGAUGGGGCCGAAGGGACGGGCGUCGACCGUGUCAGCCUCAGACAGGGCAACGGGACCAUGAACACCAGCGUGGCGGCUGGCAGCGCGAACGCGACGCUGGUGUCCUACAGUUCGUCUUGCUGUUCGCCUGAUGUUGAGCUGGUGGUUGUGGAUCGGGUGGGUAAUGUAGCCUCCUGUUCCUACAGCGUCCGUAAAACGGCCACCAUCAGCUCACAAAAUGCAACCACCAUCAGUCCUACAUCAACAGCAGCUGUUGCUUCUUUCUCUACCAGGGCUGUUCAGUCUUUUUUUCUUUGCUUUAGCAUCACAAUCCUAGGGCUCAAUUUACCAUUUUAG